GCCGGAUGCGGACGGCACAUCCCCAAACCUGUUCGCCGGGUAGAUUCGCGUUACUUGCCGCCAAAAAAGACCUCAUCCAAUCCCCGUUUCGCCGCCUACCCGCUUCGAAAAACAGCACGCCCAAAGAGAGGUUCCCAGUCUCCCUCGAAACGAUCAGCAUCUGGCUCUGGCUCUGUCUCCCUUAGUAAGGACCCGGAAAUAGGCCAGGUUUCGAUCAACGAGGAGGAUGACCUCCCCAACAUGGUUGCGCCCCCGCAGAGCGACGUUCCAGUCGAACGAGCCAGACAGACCAUCGCGGCGUUUCGAUCUUCAUGCCUCGUUUCGGCCCGUCAGUGUGCUAUCUCGGGCAUGGGACGGUCUUGGUGUGUCAAUCCUAGUAUUGGCCCUGCUUUGCAGGCAUGUCAUAUUAUCCCCCAGCAGCAUUAUCAUUUGUACCCUGAUCCCGAAGCCGUUGACGGCCAAGUACAAGAUGAGAAUGCAAGGUGGAGUUCACGUCGUUUGAUGGAGGCUUGGGAGCGCACUUGGUCUCCCAAAAACGGCAUUCUACGUUUAAGCCACCUUCAUGAACUCUUUGAUGCGCGACUCUUUUCGAUCCACCCGACGACUCUGCAGAUUCCGGCAUUUGUGCCCUACGAUGUCAUUCUUCAGUAUCAUGGGCACCUUGCCAACGUACCACGAUCUGUAGAUCGGGCUGCGCUGCGCCAUCACUACGAGAUGUGUUGCAUCGAGAAUAUGGCAGCCGAAAUGGCCUUCGUGGAGCAAACGACG
Ilyonectria robusta is the source of this 768-nucleotide messenger RNA. RefSeq lists its product as uncharacterized. The record is from RefSeq and is a predicted model, not a curated record. The transcript has a single exon. NCBI's taxonomy places the organism in Eukaryota, Fungi, Ascomycota, Sordariomycetes, Hypocreales, Nectriaceae. The annotation marks the transcript as partial.